Messenger RNA from Monodelphis domestica (gray short-tailed opossum), 1085 nucleotides. It is a transcript of the gene C5H4orf51, whose product is annotated as chromosome 5 C4orf51 homolog. The record is from RefSeq and is a predicted model, not a curated record. NCBI's taxonomy places the organism in Eukaryota, Metazoa, Chordata, Mammalia, Didelphimorphia, Didelphidae.
CUAGAAACCUUAGGUGAAGCCAAUACUUACCUUUUCCUCUUUACACCCAGUCUGCUAAAUCUUAUGGUGCCAAUAUUUGGAGCCAUUAUGUAAUUGAUCAUUUGCAUCAAUCUAAAAGUCAUUUGACUAAAUAUUUCCUUAUCCUGAUUACAUAACAAAAAUCUGUAUAAGACGACAGAUUUAGGAGUUUAUAUAACUCAUAAACCCUUUUCUGGGUAUUUUUUUUUUUUGAGUGUGUAUUACUAGCAAACUUUUUCCCACUUGUUGCUUAGCAACUGCCAUCGAUGGGAAGUGUUUGCAUUCUAGUAAGACAUUCCAGUUAGGAUCUUGGUGGUCAUACACCCCUUGCCACCAGAAGGAAAUUAAUAUUUAAUCAUGCAAAGAACUUGAAAAGCUGUCAUCAAGAAGGGACCAUCUGUAGGUAUGGCAGACUUUUUUUUCUUGGCUCCAGAAAUAGUUCUACCCUUUAGCCCACUUAAUGCUGAACAUUUCAACAAGAUUAGAAUGCAGGCUGAAAAAACCUGGAAGAAUGAAAUUCAGUGGUCGGAUAACUCUCCAACAACAUAUCGGGCCCAUUUUCGGAGCAAAACAGUGGAUGAUCCCCCACGUAUCCAACCGUACUCUGAAACAAGACUAAACAACCCUCAUCCACAUGAGUUGUUUCUAGUAAACAAAGUUCAUUAUCUUCCUGGAUAUUACAACUCUAGGCCUCCAGAACAUGAAAAGCCUAAAGCAACCUGUACGGAUAUUACUCGUUUCUUUAAAGAUUCAAUGCAUGUUAAUCACCGGGUGAUGCACCAGGUUGUGCAUCCUGAUGUUUGUAUCACCGCAACACAGAAAAAUUUUGAUACCCGAUCAAAAUCAGCAAAAUAUGGAACCAUGAGAAGCUCAGCUCCAAAAAGGAGGAUCAUUUCAAGUCAAGGAGGAGUAGCCCAUAAAUGGUCCUCCAGUUCACAGAGUUCGGGAGACAAGAUCUAGAAAUAACCGGAGUCCAGGGUGGACAUGAAGAAAGCUGUGUACUAAGAAGAAUGUAGGACUUAUUGGCUCCAUUUUAACUUGAGUCCAAUAUAAGAUAUCUUACUGCA